Molecule: messenger RNA, 2044 nt
Organism: Episyrphus balteatus (marmalade hoverfly)
Lineage: Eukaryota; Metazoa; Arthropoda; Insecta; Diptera; Syrphidae
Gene: metro
Product: MAGUK p55 subfamily member 7
Exons: 12
Coding region: 218-2008 (596 amino acids)
Cellular component (GO): plasma membrane; cell-cell junction
Molecular function (GO): protein binding
Source: RefSeq, a predicted model, not a curated record
AAAUAGAAGAAAUAUUAUCUGUCCCUGUCCGUGGCCCGUGUGGUGGUGAAGUGAAAAAUCAGUGAAUAAUUUUUACUGGGUGAAGUGAAGAAGAAAAUCAUAGUACUUCCCCUUGUAGAAAAAAAAUUUUCAGAAAAUACUGAAAUGUGCUGAAAUUUGGUUAACUUAUUUAACAAAAAAGUAAUUUGAAAUUCAUCUCGAAGUUGUCUUGCGAAGGAUGACAGCUGAAGUUAUGGCUGCUGACGCAAAUUGGGAUCCAGCUUUAUCCAAACUAGUUUCAUCGCUAAAAGAAACCGAAACCCUCUCAAGUGAACAGGAAAUCGAUUUUCUUAAAACACUUUUAGAAUCCAAAGAGCUAAAUGCCUUAGUUAAUGUUCAUAGUAAAGUGGCGAAAGUUGGUAGAGAUGAUAAAUUAGCGCCACUCCUUUCAACAUCAACACAGGUCCUGUUAGAAGUAUUAGAACAAUUAUCUCAGCGAUGCCAUUUAUCACCAAUAUGUAAAGAAGCAUUUUAUCUCCUACAAAAUCCACAUUUGCAGAGUCUGCUUUGUGCACACGAUGCUAUUGCCCAAAAGGAUUUCUAUCCGCAUCUGCCCGAGAUCCCAGUUGAGAUGGACGAGGAUGAAGAAACGAUUAAAAUCGUUCAGUUGGUGAAAAGUAAUGAGCCAUUGGCAGGAGCACAAAGCGCGGAACCAAUUGUUGGCGCAACAAUCAAAACAGACGAAGAUACAGGAAAGAUAAUUAUUGCCCGGAUAAUGCAUGGCGGUGCUGCAGACCGGUCUGGUUUGAUUCAUGUAGGCGAUGAAGUGAUUGAAGUCAAUGGCAUUAAUGUGGAGGGCAAGACACCUGGAGAUGUCUUGCAAAUUCUUCAAAACUCUGAAGGAACCAUCACAUUCAAACUAGUUCCAUCGGAUGGAAAAGGUGGCCAAAGGGAAAGCAAAGUGAGGGUUAGAGCUCACUUUGAUUACAAUCCAGAAAACGAUCCGUAUAUUCCGUGUAAAGAAGCUGGACUGGCAUUUCAACGAGGUGAUAUUCUCCAUAUAGUUUCACAGGACGAUGCAUAUUGGUGGCAAGCGAGAAAAGAAUCUGAGCGCACAGCUCGUGCCGGACUGAUCCCUAGCAGAGCUCUGCAAGAACGCCGAGUUAUCCACGAACGAACUCAACGUGACACAACCGAUGGCGAUUCAAAGACAGAAGGCUCAUGUGCAUCCAUUUGCACGACCCCACCUGGCUCUCCAAUGCUUAACUCUAGUAGUAGUACAUCAUCAUGCCGUCAGCCUAAAACUAAAAAAAUUAUGUAUGACUUAGCCGAGAAUGAUGACUUUGAUCGAGAAAUGAUUGCCACUUAUGAGGAAGUUGCGAAACUCUAUCCAAGACCAGGUGUAUUUAGACCAGUUGUUCUGAUUGGAGCACCAGGAGUUGGGAGGAAUGAGCUGAAACGAAGAUUGACAGCGAGGGAUCCGGAGAAAUUUAGAAGUCCAGUGCCAUAUACAACACGUCCAAUCCGUCAAGGAGAAGUACCAGGACGAGAAUAUAUUUUCAUUUCCCGCGAAAAAAUGGAAGCUGAUGUUUCAGCGGGGAAAUUCAUCGAACACGGUGAAUAUAAGGGCCAUUUGUAUGGUACAUCUGCGGAAAGUGUCAAAUCGAUUGUUAACGCUGGAUGUGUUUGUAUUCUAAGUCCACACUAUCAAGCCAUCAAAGCUCUAAGAACUGUCCAACUGAAACCAUUUAUGAUUCACAUAAAACCCCCGAGUUUUGAUGUGUUAAAAGAAACCCGAACAGCUUCUAGAGCGAAAUCGACAUUUGAUGAGACCAAUUCAAGAGGAUUUACGGAUGAAGAAUUCCAAGACAUGGUUAAACAUGGGGAACGUAUUGAUUUCCUUUAUGGCCAUUACUUUGAUGAGGAAAUCUUAAAUGACGAUCUAGCCACAGCUUUGGAAAAGCUUGUUAAUUGUGUUCAACGUGCCGAAAAUGAACCCCUCUGGGCACCAGCUUCUUGGGUUCAGUAAAAACAAAAAAAACCAAAGUAAAAAAAAAAACAAAAA